Pelobates cultripes (western spadefoot toad) is the source of this 378-nucleotide messenger RNA. Lineage: Eukaryota; Metazoa; Chordata; Amphibia; Anura; Pelobatidae. The record is from the annotation of a GenBank genome assembly.
AUGGCUGAGCAACAGAAUGGAGUGUCUGAACCACAACCAGAGGCACAGCAUCGCUCCUGCAAUGUCAACCCAGCAAUCAGACUGGUCCAGAGAAUGCAGAACUUCAGGGUUGACACAGGUGGCGAAGUAAGCCUUAGGGAGCUGCUAGCAAUCGCAGUAGAGGACUUAGCCCAGGAGGAUCGUGAUCACCAGGUGAAUGAGACCGCAGCCAGGGUCUCCCCAUUUGGCCAGACAGAGGGUACCGUCUCAAAGUGUCAGUGCACAGCUUUGUUGGAUGAUGUAGAUGGGUUCCUGCAGGACUUUGAGCAGCAAUGUGAGCUCAUUCGCUUGCCGCCAGAUGACUGGGUGCUGGUACUGGAUGGGAGACUGAGAGGAUGA